AUGACCCCCGGCCAACCCAGCCGUUCAUCUUCCGAGGUCGGUGAACGGGGAGACAACCUGCAGUUUCACAACACACCCAGACCUGAGUACGUUGUAGAUCCAGCAUUCCUUCCUGAUGGAGCACCUGCAGUCAGCCACGCUGAGCACCAGCAGCAAGCAUAUGAGAGAUACGCACAACUGUUAAAAAACCUGAAAAAUGCGUAUGUGAUGAUGGUCAGUACGAGUGCAACAAUCGAAACUAUUCUCAUCAGCCUUGCUAUCAAGUUCAACUCUCGAAUGUAUGGAAAGUUCUGGGCGAGCCCGAUGAAUCCUGUUCGAUGGCAGGAGCAGGUAACAAAAACGUCCGAGAAAUCAACAUCGCAAUCGAACUGCCACAAAGUGGAAUUGAACAAGUUCGGACUGACAACGGCUGUCCUGUCCUCAGUGCUGCCUCGAAGAUUGAAUGGAUAG
Molecule: messenger RNA, 450 nt
Organism: Helobdella robusta
Lineage: Eukaryota; Metazoa; Annelida; Clitellata; Rhynchobdellida; Glossiphoniidae
Exons: 4
Coding region: 1-450 (149 amino acids)
Source: RefSeq, a predicted model, not a curated record